AGGACCUAUGUUUUGAUCAGUCGUGGGCCAUUUUGCAUGGGUUUAAUCAACAAUAUUCACAUAAGAACUCAUUCGAGACAUACUGGCAUCCUCGUCAGGUUCAGAAGACGGUGGAGUUUCGCCCCCACCGCGGAAAAAGCAGCGAUUUUCUGCCACUAACAUGCAGGCUAAUGGCUGCCCCCAGCACAAUGGAGCGACUGAGAUAGCAACAACUUCCCAGCAAAAUGGAACGUGUUCCUCUCUCACAAACGGGGAAUUAGAUAAACCUGUACCUCCCAAAUCAAUGUCACAAACUGACCAAGAUAUCGUCCGAUUGAUUGUACAGCAUUUGAGAGGACUUGGUUUAAAUCAAACUGCUGAACAACUUAUUUCUGAAUCGGGAUGUAUGUUGGAGCAUCCGGCUGCUGCCAAACUUCGUUCACAUGUAAUGAAUGGAGAAUGGGCGAAGGCAGAACUAAACCUGGAAGAACUCAAAACUCUGAUUGAUAGUCCACAAGGGAUUUCUAAAAUGAAGUUCCUUUUACUUGAACAAAAGUAUCUGGAGCUGUUGGAAGAUGGAAGGGAGAUGGAUGCUUUACAUUGUCUACGGCAUGAGCUUACUCCACUUAAAUUCAACACAGAAAGGGUCCACGUAUUGUCAGGGUACAUGAUGUGUUGUAACCCUGAAGAUUUACGAGAAACAGCGGAGUGGCAAGGGAGAGGUACAGAGUCGCGGACCAAACUUGUGGAAAAGCUUCAGUCUUUCUUGCCACCAACUGUUAUGCUUCCUCCUCGUCGGUUGCUAACAUUACUUAAUCAAGCUGUUGAGAUGCAGAAGGACAAAUGUCCAUAUCACAACACAAAAUUUGACAGCAACCUUGAUGCUGUCUCCCUUCUCAUAGACCAUGUCUGUAGCAGAGAGCAGUUCCCGUCCACCACCAUCCAGAUUCUUAAUGAACACUGUGAUGAAGUUUGGUUCUGCCGCUUUUCUCCUGAUGGUACAAAGCUUGCUACAGGAUCUAAAGAUGGCUCACUAAUCAUCUGGGAACUUGACAUGGCAACCUAUGAGUUGACACGGGUUAAGAGCCUAGAUAGUCAUUCCUAUGGAGUGUCAUAUAUUGCCUGGAGUCCUGAUGGCACACACAUUAUAGCAUGUGGUCCAGAUGACUGUUCUGAUCUCUGGCUGUGGAAUGCAGAGACUGGGGACUUGAGAGUAAAAAUGAGCCAGUCUCCAGAGGAUAGUUUAACUACAGCUGCCUGGCAACCAGAUGGCAAAAAGUUUGUUACUGGAGGAACCAGGGGACAGUUCUAUCAAUGUGACCUUGACGGGAACAUGUUGGACUCCUGGGAGGGUGUGAGGGUCCAGUGUAUGGCUUGUCAAAAUGAUGGCAAGAGUGUCCUGGCAGCUGACACCCACCACAGAAUACGAGGCUACAAUUUUGAUGAAUUAACAGACUACAACAUAAUUCAGGAGGAUCAUCCCGUCAUGUCUUUCACACUAAAUGAAACCGGGAGAUUAGCAUUAUUGAAUGUUGCGACUCAGGGAGUACAUUUAUGGGAUUUAAAAGAUAGGUGCUUAGUUAGAAAAUUUCAAGGCGUUACACAAGGAUUUUACACAAUACACUCAUGCUUUGGAGGUCUCAACCAGGACUUUAUUGCCAGUGGAAGUGAAGAUCAUAAAGUAUAUAUAUGGCAUUUACGAAGAGAAGUACCUAUAGCAGUGUUAGAAGGUCAUACAAGAACUGUUAAUUGUGUUCAUUGGAACCCCAAAGUGCCUGGGAUCAUAGCGAGUGCUUCAGAUGAUGGCACUGUUCGAAUUUGGGGACCUAUCGAUAAAGUCAAAAUAGGUAAUGGAGCAGAGUCAGGACGAAGUACACCUGUAUAGCGAAAGGCCAAGUGUUUGACACUGACUAUAGAUCUCUCACAGUCUGGUCUGACUGCCAGCUCUGAUCAUUAACACAUCUCCACCAGACAUCUUUCCAUCAACAAUAUCAUUCAUGAGUGAUAGUAAAAAGCAUAUCACAGGAUAGUGAUAAUUGCUGGAUGCAUGUAAAGGAUAUAUCUUCAAAAAGAAAUCAGAAUUCCUUAAUGUAUCAAUAUAUCCAUCCAUACCAACCUUGUCCAUGUUUUCACGUACUCAUUGUGCCACAAGAGGUGGCAAUAACACAACCUUCAUACCAAAGGUAGUGUAUAACCUACCAUGUGAUACAACACAAGACUGUCUUUCUCCUGUCAAAUACUUUCCUACAGGUAUCAACACACUUCAAAUAUUGAUUAUUGUAAGAGACAUUAUGUGGUGUUCAGUCAAAUAUGUUUUAUAACAAUGAUCAAAAUAUGUAUGGAUGCCAAAUGUGUCACAAUAGCAUGUCUGUAAUUUUUAAGUUACAUCUAAACUAGGCAUCAGUAUGGUAUUCAGUCCUUAUUUUCAUUGCAACAUUUCGCCAUAUAGCUGUGAAGAUGUAAGAACUAAACUUUGUGUCUUAAUAUCAAACAAGAAAAUGAAUUGUGUAGAUUUUAAAGUAAAUGAAAUGCACAAAGAUGCUCCUAGCUGCAUACUGAAAGUUUUCAAAGUUGAGUUUUUAAUCUAAAUUAAAAAGACUUUAAGUCAAUGUUUUGAACUCCCACUACCUAAAGUGGUAUGAUGUUGUUUCGAGUACAUGCAUGUCUUAAGAUACUUCAUGUUCUUGUCCUUGGCUAUCAAUUUCUGCUAAUGGAUGUCUUCAAGUGUUUAUGUGUCAAUUCCAUCUGUCACUAUACAGCUGUGUUGUAAGUGCCCUGUUUCACAGCGCUAUAUCAAUGUAAUUUUGCUUAAAAUAGCUCUGUUGCGAUUUGCAAUUUGAAUGAUUAACAGGUAUGGAAAUGACGAGGGUUAGUCAAUAUAUACUCUAAGAUUUUACAGGGGACAACUUAACCUCAAAACUUCCAAACAGAGUUUUAUCUACCUGGUUCAUCUGUGAUAAUGUUGACCUGUCCAGAGAUUUAUUGUUCAUUGUUCAAAAAGCACCAUGAUAUUCCUAGUAUUGUUAUUGAUGAAAAUUCAGAGUUUUUUUAUAUACCUGAUUCCUACAUCCUGUCAGGAUGACUGACAUCAUUUCUUUUGGUACAUCAUCAAGUGUACAUUAAAAGUUUUGGCUUUAUAUGAAUUAGUACUUAAUUUCAAAGUUCUGAAUGGAUAAAUCUAAAGAGUGGUAUUUAAAAGUGAUUUGUGUGUGUUUGCCAGUCAAAUUGCCAAGUACAUUUUGUAUGUUAAGGGACAAUAUAAAACCAUGACCAUUGAUUUCAUAGAAGUGGGUCAGUUGAUGUGAACCUACAAAUAAUAUGUAUAUAUAUAUAUAUACAUAUACAUAAACAGCAGUAAAGUGGUGUAGAAUUAUUCUCAUUUUAUAUUCCAAGAAUUAUGGUGUUUUGAGUGUUGUUUCAGUGAAACUGAGGAGACUUACAUUUGUUGUCCUAAAUAUUUUUAAGUCUUGAUAUUAUUGUGUUUGAACAUAGACAGAAUGUUGUUUGCACCUUCACCAUGCCACUUAAAAGUAUUAAUAUUUGAUUGUUCAACAACAAAUCUUUGUAACCAAGUUAAAUAACCUCUUUUUGUUGUAUAGCAAUUGCUAGAUUUACAGGUAUAUAAUUAUCUUUACAGUGCUAAUGCCUUUUCUUCUUCUUCUUCUCUGCCUCUCUCUCUCUCUCAAGUGAAUAAUCUUUCUCAACUGUUUUCUGUAACUAUCAACUCUGAAUGUUUAAAGGUUUUGUCUGAUUGUUUUCGGUAUGUGUAUUACAAAGUUUGAUUGAUGUAAUGAUAUUUGAAAAUACAGCAAAAUUCAUCACUACAGUUGAAGUGUUGUCCUGAAAAGUGAUGUUUCAUAGUACAAAAGUACUUGACGAGAAUGUAUGGUGCAGCUUGGAAGUCACAGGCUUUGAUAAAUGAAAGAAUACGAAAAAAAAGAAAGAUAAGUUAAUAUUGCCUUUUUUAUUUACAUGUUUUUUUCAUAUUUUUACAAUGUAUGUAAUAUAUAUAUAUAUAUCUAAGUUAAUUUGUGUGUAAGUUCCGACUGGAUGUUUGUUCAUAUUUAAAAGUAGCAUGUAGAGAAACAGUGUCACAGGUUGGUCUUGACUCAAUCCAUUUUUGAUAAUGGUAUACUUGCGCUGUCAAUACAUUUUCUCAAUACUGUCUUUAGAAUUCCAUUUGAUUGAAAAACUGAACAUAUUGCCAUUAGUGUUAUUAAUUUUUUUUGGUAGUAGAUGUAGUGAAUUUAUUUAAAAAAUUUAUGAUAAAACAAAUAAGUUGCUGGAAUUUCACCUGGUAAGAUUUGGUUUGUAUUUGAAUAUAAUAAGGUAGAUGUAGUAUUAUGUUUAAUUACAUUAUUGUAGAAUUUUAAAUAUUGCUUUAGUCUGGAAAAGUUUUUUUUCUGAAAUCAGAUGAAUCAAUUAUGGAAUCGGGUGAAACAAUACACCAUUUCACACAUACAGUGUAUCUGGAUAUUUCCAACUCUUAACUCUUGUACCUGACAGAGAAAAGGAAGACUAUUAUGGCUUGAGUGUUGUCCAACUUGUAGCAUCAUGUCCUGUUUAUUUAGAAUUCUGUUUGUUUUAUCUUUGAUUUUUAAUUGUCAUUUUAUCAUCUUUGCUUGAUUUACUAAACAAAUUGUUAUGGUGAGAGAGCCCAGUUAUUUGUUUUGUGUGGGAAUGGUCUGAUUUACCUGUGAUUAAUAAAUAAUGUGAAUAAUUAAUCAGUGAUGGCAUGUGUCAAACAGAAGUCACUUGUUUCUUGCUGUAUUAAAAUCAAUGAACUGCAUUCUAUGCAUAUUCAGAUAAGAUAUGACAAUACAUGAUAAAAAUUUCAAUUGGCUCUGUUCUGGAUCCUGAACAUUCUUUUUAAUUGUUGAAAAAAAAACCAUAACUCUGUGUGACUUGCAUCGUUAUAAAUUCUGUAUGGAUUUUACCUGCAUGUGGCAUGUGAUUUAGUGAAUUUGAAUAUGAAACUUGUGUAGAUAGAAUCUAUCAAGUUUGUGGGAUUUUGAAUCAGAGAGUUUUUGAGAUAAGCAAUACAUUGUAGAUGAUUCUGUCGCAUAUGAUGUGAUCAGAUAAAUAACAUUUUAUUGAAAUGUCAGUCAUUGUGGUGUUGCCUUAUAGAAUAACAUGUGACAUACUUUUGAUACAUUAUUACCUAGUGUAGAUUUCUUUGUUACUUGUGCAAGUCUUGAAGCUCGGUAAAGUGACUGUAGGCAACAUGAUGGUAGAAUUAGUAAUGUCCUCUGUAUCCUGUAGGCUGUAUAACUUACCUUCUUGUAGUGUCAAGUUUGUAGAUCUAGGACUGUUCAAGUCUGAAAUUACACUCCAUAACACAUCAUCGCUAUGCUAUUUUGUACCUUUUCAUCUGGCAAGAUCAUAGUAUGCAAUGUGAGGUUGUUUACCAAGACCAAUCUCGUUUGUAAGUUCCUGAAGGGAAGGAGGAUAGGUAAGCACUUUCAUCAUGUUGUGCAACUCAUAGUUCUAUUCAUAUCUAAUUACUUGUUCAUUUACAACUGCCAACUUUUGCAUGCAAAUACAUGUACCUUUGGUAUGGCAGUUUUAAUCGUGUCUGGUAUAGGUAUUGCACUAUGUGUAGAAUUAUGGCUGUUUGUAAACAUGCUUCAGUUAGUCUGGGAAGACCUACAAUUGCCAGAUUUUGUAUGCAAGAUCUUUUUAGGAUGCUGAAGUGUUGCAUGAAAAAAACGGGGUCACCAGUACCCCAGCAUUCAGGGUUAUGGUCCUUCCUUCUUUUUAAGAUAUUGAAGUUUGGCAGAAAGUGGGGUAAUACUGAUUACUAGUACAAACUUGCAAUAUGUUACUGUUAUAAUAAAAGUAGAUGAAAAGUGAUAAAACAAGAGGUCCUAGGACCUUAAUGGUCACCUGAAUCACAAUGCUUCUUGUAACAUGUCAAAGAAAUGAUUUUGUAAGAUAACAUUAACUACAUUGUACACAUAAUGCAAAUGUAAAUUAUGCAUAACAUUAACUGCUGUUUCAUGCAAAGGCUUCUAACCAAGUUUGAAUUCAAGGAAAUUACAUUCAAAAGUUGAAUUUAACUAUAUUAUGAAAUUUACAAUUUUGGUAAAGCAUAUGAAGGCCUUUCUUUCCAUGAAGAGUAUUUGAUUCUACCCUACCUAGGAUUUGAGAAGAAGAUUUUUGAUGUUUCAAUCAAUUUGACCCUUUUUGGCCUUGUCCCUCAGACCCACAGGGUUCAGGGAACACAUAAUUUGCAAUUUUGGUGUACCUAUAGACUAGGAAGGCUUUUUAAAAUUUCAUUGAGGAGUCUUCCAGAAGAAGUCGAAAAUAUUAAAAGCUUACGGUGCAUGACGCUGGACAAAGAGGAUCGCAUAUUUAUGACUUUGAUACUGUUAAUAUUUACUGGAGCAGUUUUAAUCCUGCUCUACUGGUUUUCUAAGAAAGCAUCCUAGAAAAGGUAGUGUGCACUGUUUGAGAUUCCAUAUAUUUUUAAUCAAAGAUGAGAAUAUCCCUGAAAUGUUCUCUUUUGACUAUGAAUUGAUCCAUUAACUACGAAGUAUAUAAGUAAAAAAAGUUGUACAGUGACAUAUUUGAAGUAAGUGAAAGGGAAUGUGUACAUUCAACUGUCUUCAUUCAUUCAUGAAUCAUUAAUUUGUUUUUAAAUCAAAAUCACUCAUUAUUAACAGAAUAUUCAUUUAAUUUAAAUUUAAUACAAUCACGAUUUAUGAAUGUCAAUAUUCACUGAUUUGAGAAAUUGAAAAAUAAGAUCAUGUGAUAAUUGUUGUACAAGUGUGUGUGUUGGGCUGUGUUCCUCGGAGAACUGGCCCAUCACUUGGAAUGAAGAAAUACAUGAAAGUGUCUGCAUGCAUAAUUAAAUGAUUGCUAUCUACUAUCCGUAGUAGUUUAUUCCAUUGUCAGCGGGGGGGCAAAAUUACAUUGUUUACAUCCAGCUUUAUCUGCAAGAAAAUACUGCAUUUUUGUCUUUUUUUUUUUUAAAUUGACAAUUCACAAUGUAAGAAAUACAACAAAAUGGUUUUCAUAUAUUAUCAAUAAAGAAAUAUAUGCUAUGA
Molecule: messenger RNA, 7028 nt
Organism: Ylistrum balloti
Lineage: Eukaryota; Metazoa; Mollusca; Bivalvia; Pectinida; Pectinidae
Product: WD repeat-containing protein 26-like
Exons: 14
Coding region: 161-1864 (567 amino acids)
Biological process (GO): proteasome-mediated ubiquitin-dependent protein catabolic process
Cellular component (GO): GID complex
Molecular function (GO): protein binding
Source: RefSeq, a predicted model, not a curated record